Lactuca saligna is the source of this 874-nucleotide messenger RNA. The record is from the annotation of a GenBank genome assembly. NCBI's taxonomy places the organism in Eukaryota, Viridiplantae, Streptophyta, Magnoliopsida, Asterales, Asteraceae.
AUGGAUUCUUCAAGAAGAGGCAACAAUGGCGGACAACGUCCAAGUGGCAAUCGGGAGUGGAACCAGCAUACAAGUUUUAACAACAUGCAGCGUCAGAGGGGCUUUCGUAGGGGUUUUGUGAAUCGUGGAACCUCUCCACUUGUUUCAAAUUCUUUCAUGUCUCCACAAAUGCAUGUGCCAGUUCCCCCUUUUGGCAACAAUUUCAUGUAUCCUGAUUUGGCCUCUUAUGUUCAAGGUUCAACUCAAUCUGCAUCGCUGAUGACACCGAUGCAGUCUCCAGUGUCCUUACCUGUUCAAGAUCAAGAUUUGCAUGAAAAGAUUGUGAAACAAAUUGAUUAUUAUUUCAGUGAUGAGAGUUUGGUUAAAGAUUUAUACUUGCGACAAAAGAUGGACGAACAAGGUUGGGUUCAUGUCACUUUAAUAGCAAACUUCAAGAAAGUUUUGUGUUUAACUGACAAUGUUAAGCUAAUUCUUGAUGUAAUGCGGGCAUCAAGAGCUGUGGAAGUGAUGGGUGAGAAGAUGAGGAAGCGAAAUGAUUGGAUGAGAUGGAUUAUCCCAAGUUCCAUUAAUGUUGAAAGCUGUCAUGGUAAUUCGGUAUCGAAUCGCAACAUGGUGGAGGCUUCCAUGGUUUUCAGGGGGCAACCAUGGCUCAAAUGAAGCUCGGGUACAAAAGAGAAUAAUGAUGGAACAUAUGGUUUAUAAGUAAAAGAAUACGUUUUUCUUCCAUUUUUUUUAAACGAGAAGAUCUCGAUGAUGAAUUAUGUAGGGGAUAUCAUGGAUUUCUAUGGCAUAUUGAAAUUAUGUUUUGAGAUGUCCAUUUAACACAUACAAAACAUGAAAAUAAUAAUAAUAAUAAUAAUAAUAAUAAUAAUAA